GGUAGGGCAAAUUUUGUAUGCUCAGGUGUUCAUUUCACUGUAUAUAUUGCCUUUAUCGUACCUUUUUCAUAAGAAUUGAAAAAGCAGGUAUAAGAGGUUCUGCAAACUAAUCCUUUCGAUUGUCAAGCCGAUAUUUCUCUCUUUGUUCCUUUACAAACAUCGGAAUCAGGGCAGUCACGUGCUUCGUAAAAUCUCGGCCGCUGAGCAAUUGAGACAUGUGAUUUCCGUAAAGCCGUGAUGUCAGCAAAAUCGUCCGCUUAUUGCCAGGCCUCACUGCAAGAACAAGUCUAUCCCAAAGACACCGAACAUGUUCGCUACUCGCGCCGUGAACAGCAUCGUUGCUCAGAACGUGGCUAGAACUGCCCUUUUCAAGAAUGCCUCUGCCGUUCCCACUGGCAUCAGAGCAUUCCGUGCUACCCCUUCUACAAUGGAACAGUCACCUGAUGCUGAAUCCGAGCUUCUCAGACAGCAGCGAUUAGUUCGACCAAAAUCUCCCCAUUUGACUAUCUACCAACCUCAGCUGACUUGGCUUAUGUCUGGUUUUCACAGAAUCACCGGUUGCGCUGUCGGUGCUGGUUUUUACGUUGGUGCUCUUUCAUACCUUGCUCUUCCCGCCCUUGGAUACAACUUUGAUACUUCAGCAAUUGUCGCCUCCGUUGCUUCUCUUCCUGUCGUCGCGAAGGUCGGUAUCAAGACCACCGUUGCCUUCCCAUUCGUGUUCCAUUGCUUGAACGGUGUCAGACAUUUGAUUUGGGAUACUGGCCGCUUCUUGACCGUCGAUGGCGUGUACAAGACUGGUUAUGCUGUCUUGGGUAGCUCUGCUGCUAUCACCCUCUACUUGGCUUCACUUUAAAUAAGAGAAAAGAAUGAUUGGAUAUCAUUUUUUACUUUUACGGUAGAAAAAAAAACAAAAAGAACAGUUACAAGAACACAGAAUUAUCAUAAAAGGAAAAAUAUAGGACGGCAGUAAAUUUUUUAAAAAGGCUAUAUCUACAGGUUUUUGAACAUGGUUUGUCUACGUUCUGCGCGAACGUUCCGCGAGCGCUGCAAUUGAAGCAUAUGUGUUUCGCAAUAGGUUCUAUUUUCGUGAAUGUAGUAUACAUCGGUGAUCGGAAUGCGGCAGACCUAGACGUGAACA
Umbelopsis ramanniana AG is the source of this 1138-nucleotide messenger RNA. RefSeq lists its product as uncharacterized. Gene Ontology annotation, biological process: tricarboxylic acid cycle; mitochondrial electron transport, succinate to ubiquinone. Gene Ontology annotation, cellular component: membrane. The record is from RefSeq and is a predicted model, not a curated record. The coding region runs from base 308 to 853 and encodes 181 amino acids. The transcript has 5 exons. Gene Ontology annotation, molecular function: succinate dehydrogenase activity; electron transfer activity. NCBI's taxonomy places the organism in Eukaryota, Fungi, Mucoromycota, Umbelopsidomycetes, Umbelopsidales, Umbelopsidaceae.